GAUGCCAUUGUCAAACAAAGUGAACCGUGAAGAAGAUGAAAAUAUUUCUGAGCAAGAUGCAGGCUCUGCAGCUCUUCCACUUCCACCCGUGCAACCAAAAGGUGAAAAGUACUGUCUUCUGAAUUUUAAGGGCGAGAGGACACUGAUCUAUGAGAAGCCACCUCCCUCCCCAGAUGCAAUGGGUAGAAUCCAUCUGAGAUGUACAGAAAUCACCAAAGAAAAGCUUGAGGAGUUAAAAGAAGAAAAUUUACACCUAAGCAAUGCAAAUCAAGCUCUUAUGCGUGAACUAAGUUUAGUAAGACGAGAAAUGAAAAAAUUACAGUUAAAACUUAAAAGAAUGGGACAAGACAGUGGGACGCCAGAAGAGACUAAGGAAACAUCCUCUCAGGAAGGAGUUACUGUACCUGAAUUACUUUAUCUCAGGAAACAAGCCCAAGAGCUAGUGGAUGAAAAUGAUGGCUUGAAAAUGACCGUCCAUCGUUUGAACAUAGAACUGAGUCGAUAUCAAACAAAAUUCAGGCAUUUGUCCGAGGAAGAGAGUUUCCAUAUUGAAGGCCUCCCAUCAAAGGGCCCUGUACCACCUUGGUUGUUGGAUGUGAAGUACCUUUCCCCAUUGCUGCUGGCUUAUGAAGACAGAAUGAAAGAGAAGGACGAACUCAGUGCCGCCCUUGAGGAAGAAAUGAGAAUGUUCAGGAUGCGAGUUCAAGAAGUGGUGAAAGAAAACGAAGAGCUGCACCAGGAGCUAAAUAAGAGUGGUCCCGUGACCAGGGAGGAAUGGCAUCAGCUUCAGACUCAAGCAAAACUGGUUUUGGAGGAAAACAAGCUAUUGCUAGAGCAGCUGGAGAUUCAGCAAAGGAAGGCCCAGGACACCCGGCAGGAGCAUCUCCAAGAGGUUUCUCAGCUGACUAAACGGCUCAUGCUCCUGGAGUCACAGACAGAGGCGCAGGAAAAGGAGCUGAAGGAAAGCAAGGAGCAGUUGGAGGGUCUUCGUGCCAAAUGCCAAGAACUCCAAGCGGGCCUGGAUGGCAGGAUUUCUGUGGAAGUUCACACAUCCAUUGUAAAUGAAUUGAAAGGCCGGCUGCAGAAAGAGGAGGAGAAAGACAAUGCAGAGAUGGAGGAGCUGAUGGAGCGGCUGGCGCUCCUGCAGGCGCAGAGGAAGAGCCUGCUCCUGGAGAGCAGCGGCCUGGCCACGCGGAACAAAGCCCUGGAGGGCGAGCUUGCGAGGACACAGAAGAUAAACAGGAGGUAUCAAAAGAAAAUUGAUGUCCUCAAAAAGCACGUUGAAAAAGCCAUGGGGAAGGAGUGGUCUGCUCACCAGUACCUGGCAAGCCUCGUUGGCCUGGCAGAGAGUGUGACCCAGGAGCGAGACAGUCUGAGGUAUUUGGCUAAGAGUUUAGAAAAUGAGAAAAAUGGAGCACUCAACAAGAUCCUGAAAGGCAACAUUCGCUUGGGAAAGUUAGAGGAGAAGAUCAAGGGAUACAAGAAGCAGACCGCGCUGAAGCUGGGCACUAUCGGUUUCCAUCUGCUGGAGCAGCAGGAGGACUUCGAGGGCAGGACCGCGCGCUACCAGCAGGAGAUGAGGCACCUGUACCGCAGGCUGCAGGACAAGCAGGAGGUGCUGGACGAGGCCCUGCAGCAGCGGAGAGAAAUGGAAGGCGAGCUCGAGGUUGUUUGGCUGUCUACCUCCAAGGAAAACCAAAGGAUCAGAGCGCUGCUGCAGGCCACACAGCGGAGAGCAGGCACUCAGGAGGACACCAGGCAAGCAGAGGACCCUGGCCUCCAAGGCGCCUCCCAGGGAGACCUGCGGGAUGGCUGCAGCUUCAGCUGCUGUGACCCGCCAUCCCCUGCCACUGCCCACCAGAGCCUGCAGGAGCCUGCGGCUUAGACCUGUGGGCCUGCAGGUCUGGGGUGGGCGGCCCUUGCCCCAGGAGAAGGGGCAGCAUUAAGGGCAGCUUCAGAACCCCACCCAGCACUACAACACCAGAAAGAAAUAAACCACCCCAGAGGCUUAAUUGCGUCUUUACAUUUUGCCUUUAUUUUUUAAAUUGUACUUUAAAUUUUUGCAUUAUUGUAUGAGGACUGAACCCAGGGCUUUUGCACUGAGAGCCAUGUCCCCAACCCACUUUCAUUAUGUUUUUAUUGUCUCACUAAGUUGC
Molecule: messenger RNA, 2156 nt
Organism: Octodon degus (degu)
Lineage: Eukaryota; Metazoa; Chordata; Mammalia; Rodentia; Octodontidae
Gene: Cep89
Product: centrosomal protein 89
Exons: 15
Coding region: 2-1885 (627 amino acids)
Biological process (GO): cilium assembly; mitochondrion organization; chemical synaptic transmission
Cellular component (GO): ciliary transition fiber; centriole
Source: RefSeq, a predicted model, not a curated record